Mesocricetus auratus (golden hamster) is the source of this 10474-nucleotide messenger RNA. It is a transcript of the gene Fancf, whose product is annotated as FA complementation group F. The coding region runs from base 36 to 1085 and encodes 349 amino acids. NCBI's taxonomy places the organism in Eukaryota, Metazoa, Chordata, Mammalia, Rodentia, Cricetidae. Gene Ontology annotation, cellular component: Fanconi anaemia nuclear complex. Gene Ontology annotation, biological process: interstrand cross-link repair. The record is from RefSeq and is a predicted model, not a curated record. The transcript is spliced from 2 exons.
GGAGGCGGGAAGAGAGCGAGGCGGAAGCGGCCGCCAUGGAGCCGCUCGUGCAGCACCUGGAACGCUUCUCGGACGUGCUGGCCGUGGCCCGCGGGGCGCAGGCGCGCUCCUGGGAUGCCGUGACCGUGCGCAGGGCGCUGCAGUGGGCGCGCUACCUGCUGCACGUGUACCGACGCUUCGCGGGUCGCGCGGCCGCGCGGGCGGCGCUGGAGAGGCGGCUCGGGCCGUGGGCGGGGCCUCCGGGGCUGCGCAGCUUCGCGGCGCUGGAGUCGGGGGACGCGCGGCUCGCCCUGCGCCUGCUGAGCAACCGCGCGCUCGCGCCCGCCGCCGCCCGCGCGCUGCCGCGCCUGCUCUUCCCGGGCCCCGCGGCGGACGGCGAGGACGACGCGCCGCAGCCGCGCCUGCUGCUCCUGGCGCGCCGCGGGAGCGCGCUGCGCCUGCUGCUCCGCCUCGGCGGCGGGGACGCGCCCGCGGGCGCGCUGCUGCGCACGCACGCCGAGCUGCUGGGCGCGCGCCUGCGCGAGCUGGGCGGGGCCGGGGCCGCGGCGGCGCGGGGGCUCCUGGAGGCGCUGUGGGCGCGCGGGCCCCGCGGGCACGUGCUGGGCGUGCUGGGCGAGGCUCUGCUGCUGGGCCGCUGCAGCCACGGUGGAGACCUGGAGCCUGCGGGCGCCGCGGACUGUGCGGGAGGAGCAGAGGAGACGGAGACGCAGGGACUUUUGCUGCACUGGCUUCUCGGGAGCCCCGAGGCCUUGGCCGCCUUCUGCCGCCGGCUGCCCGCGGAUCGCCUGGCCUCCUUGGCCAGCUGCCACCCGGCGCUGUCUCGUGCCUACCUGGGCCUGCUGGCAUCCUGGGCCGCGCAGCUGCGCUAUGACCUGAGGGAGGGCUCCUGGGUCCCCACGCAGCCUGGGGACAUGCCCUGGGAAGAGCUGCGCCUCCGGCUGCAGAGACUGUGCCAGGCCCCACCACCCUUGCCGGAAGAGGUCCUGGAGACCCUGCGCGGCGGCAAAGCUCUGGAUGGAGAUUUCGAGGUUCCCGGGAUGAGCGUCUGGACCGACCUGCUGCUGGCCCUGCCUCGUGGUGCUUGACAAACUGAGUGUGGAGGGGACUCGUGGGACGAGGUUCUCAAGUCCUAGGCUGAGCAUCGGGACAGCAAGGGAAGAGCAAACACACUCCUCACCCACGCCUCCCGAUCCCUAGGCACAUUGUCCUGCUGCUACUUGACUGGACAGUUUUACAGAAUGUCAGUGUUCUCACCAACGCCCUGUACGACAUGCUCCCAAAACCUAAUUAUUUAGGGUUCUUUUGGGAAACACCUCAUGGUGAUGAGCAUUUAUUUAAAUGUGUGUCUACAGAUGGCUGCCUGGUUCAUGCUGGAAGGUGGUUUUGAGGUGCCCAUGAUUUUCAGUUAACAUUCAGCGUGUCAGUGCACUCAUCUCUUUCCUUGUUGGUAAAGAAGGGAGUCCUCAGGCUGCAGUUCCUUUGUAAGUGAACUUUCUUUCUCUAUCUUAAAGUGAUCCUUGGUUCAACAUCUGCAUCUCCAUGCUCCUGAUGUUCCUAAUCUCUCCUCUGACUGGUAGGACCUAUGCUAGAAGGUUUAUGCUACCCUUCAGCUGUUUACUGGCUGUCUUCAUGUCAGCUUGUGCUGCUGUGGAAACUGCUGUUCUGUCUCAUCAGUACGGAUAUUCUGCCCCUGUUUUUAUGUAAAUAUCUACCCAGCUUUGAGGAGGGAAAUUUCCAAGUUCCUCUGCAGUUACACUGGUUUGGGACACCUUGUGAAUAAGUAGAAAUAGGACCUACAUCAUAAUUUCCCUUUAAAUGGGCUGAUGUCAAUGUGUUGCAUUGAGUUACCUGGGACCAGGGCUGGAGAGGUUGAAGGGGUCAUUAUCCUAGCUACUAUGAGGGAAGAAAUAAUGCUUUUCUUUCUAUAUGCCUAUCUUUUUAUUCAAAUGAUUGUUUUGGAAUGUGGGUAUCUACCUAUGUUACAUCAACAAUGCCUGUGCCACUAAGUAGUGUUGGCAGAGCCUUGGUUAUUCAAGGUUUUGAUAUUUAAAUUUUUUAAAAAGAUUUAUUUAUUUAUUACAUAUACAGCAGAUUGAAUUGUAGAUGGCUGUGAGCCACUAUGUGGUUGCUGGGAAUUGAACCCAAGACCUCAGGAAGAGCAGUCAGUGCUCUUAACCUCUGAGCCAUCUCUCCAGCCCCUUGAUAUUUAAAUUUUAAAUAUCACUUGUUCAAAUUUUUACUUGGCUUCCUCCUUCUAAAAUCUACCUGGCAUAUGAUUCCAGGAUUAAUUUCUAGCAGUUUUUUAUAUUUACCUUUUAAUAUGUGUAUUUGUGUGUCUGUAUGUGGAUGUUUGCAUAUGAGUAUAGAUGUCCUUAGAGGUUAGAAGUGAGAUAGUUGUGAACUAUCCAAUGUGGGUCCUCUGUAAGAGCAGAAAAUGCUCUUACCACUGAGCAAUCAACCACUAAUUGUUUUUUAUAGUUUUCAUUGCAUUUCAGAGUCUGACGUCCCUUAAGAUGAGAUCAAACCUCUCUGUGUUGAUGGUACUCUGUUUCUUUGUGUGUUUUGAUAUUUUUUUUGUGUGUUUGAGUUUAUUUUCUUGGGUUUCACAUCUUGGUUGUCUCCUUGAUUGGAUCUGUAAUCAAGGCCUCUGGAGAGGUCUGAAAGGUGUUCUCUGGGAAGAUUAACUCAAGAAGACUCACAUACAUACCUAGUAUCCUUCCAACUGCCCAGGUAUAUGGAAAUCAGGAGGAAAAGCAAUGGCUUUUUGCUGCCUCCCUUGACCCUUGCUUGUAAGGGCAUAUACUCUGGAGAGCAUGCUCAGGGGGAGCAAGACCCCUUCUGACUUAUUUCUCCUUGAGCAGCCAGAACCUCUGGCCUGCAACUGAUACUCAUGAGUAUCUUAGCUGUGCUUGUACCAAAACCAUUUUAGAAGUGAUGUUAGUAGAAUAAGUCUGAACAAGAACCAAGUCCUAAUACAUGGUGACUUUCUCAGAUUUCAACCCAGCAGCCUUAAAUGUUUCCCAGAGUUGCUUUACUGCUUCAGAGUUGAAUCUAUGUUCAUUCAUGUCAUGAUUAUAUCUGAGGGUAGCCUGGGCUACAUAAUGCAUUCAGGACAGUCAGAGAUGAGUUUCAGACCAGUCUGAGCUGCUUAUGAAAUCCAGGCUAGCCGGGACCAUGGGUAAAAUCCCUGACCUCCCCUCAAAAAGGAUUUUGUUGUUGUGAAUGACUGAUGCAGUAAUGCCAAAGGCUCAAAAGUAGAACCAGGUUAUAAACAGAAUGACCCUUCUCCUACAAAUUAUGCAUAUAAGAUACACAUUAUUGACACAAGUUAAUUGAUGUAAACAGUCUAAGAAACAACCAUUGAUUUUUCUCGAGAUUUAAUUGGAAAUGAUCAAUUACUCUAUCAGAAGUGUGGCACCACCUCAUUUAUCAGAUGCUCAUUGCCCGAGUGGGCUAAGGGUGCCCUUUUGACUUAGGGAUGUUGUGGCCCUAAGGGAAGAAGCUAAAUCAUUACAGUGAUGGCUGGUUCCAGCUCUCUGGGAGCUUCAUUACUCUUCAGACUGCAGUUAGGUUUUAAGUUAAAAGGAGCUUACCGUAUCUAAAGCCCCACUAUGGUUGUGUCUUUACAUAGUGGGGCAUCUGAACCCCAGCCUGAGACAAGUUCUAUAUACAGUGACUAUCACGUCCAAAUUCCCCAAACUCCAAAUGGCAUUCUAAUAUCCAAAAAUGACUUCUUUUCAAAGAUGGGAACAAUUUCUCCAGUUCCUGAGGGAUGCUUGGCUUUACACUGAAAAUCCUCUAGCCUAGGUUGAACUCAUUUCUGAUAGAUGAAAUGCUUUUGAAGUUUAGGGAACUGGGGUUUCCUUUGGAUCUGAUUGUGAUCACAGGGUUAUGACAUGAAAACCAAAUUUUCAUCUUAUAUUUACGUAUGGUACAAGAGCUCUGUUAAGCUCUAAAUACCAUCUGUGGUAACCUCUAGAUCCUAAAGUUUCAUGUGAAAUUGGCUUCUACACAAUUUUACAAGUCAACUUGUUCCAAAGGCAAAUUUUUACCUGUGUUCAUCAUAGUAUUUUUGUUUGUUUGUUUGUUUGUUUGUUUGUCGAGACAGGGUUUCUCUGUAUUGUUUUGGAGGCUGUCCUAGAACUAGCUCUGGUAGACCAGGCUGGUCUCGAACUCACAGAGAUCUGCCUGCCUCUGCCUCCGGAGUGCUGGGAUUAAAGGCAUGAGCCACCAACACCCAGCCCAUCACAGUAUUCUUUAUGACCCUUUACUUCCACAUUCAAGUGACAAUGUUUUAUUCAUCUGGUACACACUCUGUCACUCUGUUGUAAUGUGCUAAAAAUUAUUUAAAUCCAAUGUCCAUAAUAAGCUAUUUUUGUGUUUUAAAGUGAUCUUGCUGGAUUGUUCAUGUUGACCUUGCUGGAUCUCAAGAUAUCUUGGCUCUGUCUCUCCACAGUGGUGGAGAUUACUGAUGUGUACUGCCAUGCCUUGCUUAUGAUUUACAUAUAUUUGUAUAAUGAAUGAAAUGUCUCAUUUUUAAAGACGAUAGAGAAAGCAGAGUGUAAAGAACAGUUUUAUUUUGGGAGAAUCCCGGGUUUAUCCAUCCUGCGCCUGCUCAAAGCCGUCAUGAAAUAUUCAUAACUGUGCUGAUCUUUUGACGUAAUAUCAAUAGCUUUGGUAAGAUAUUCUGGGCGAGGCUAUGCAUAUACUCAGAGUAUUGACACAGUGCCCUCAGGGACAUAAGCUUGUGUGCUGUUAGCUUUCAGUGAAUGUAGAUGUAACUGUGGAAGAAAAUGGCCACAGUUCUUUGCAAGUCUCAGACACAUUUGGUACCAGUCUUAAAACUGGCCUUACCAAUGUCCCCGGUCAGACUCUGCAGGACACCGAACAAAGACCAAGACAAGUGGAGGAAAGACGUUUAUAGGGAGAAGAUGUGCCUGUAGGAAUGGAAGGGAAGUGGGGGGUGUGUGGAAUCCACUGUGGGCACGUUUGAAAUUGUAAGAGAACAAAAGCUACCGAAAAUGAUAACGGAAUCUGUAUAACAACUGAGCUUUAGACAGUCUUUAAUAUAUUAGCAAUCAAGACCUUUAAAAGUAAAACCAUGAAGUUUAUUAGUUGUUUAUCAUUUUUUUCUGAAAGUAAAGAGAUCUUAUAAUGUGGAAUAUUUCUGGAAAAAGGAAGUUUUCGAUUUUCUAUUGUAAAAUCACAGAAAAUGCAAAACAUUGUUAACAGUGACUUAGACGACUCAGUGUUUUGCCUGAGCAGAGACGACAAUGAGCAGGCUAAGGGCUCAGGCAAAUGUGCAUUCAUCUUCUUCUGGUCUGUUCCCCAGUGAAUGCAAAAGCAUGGGUUUCUGACAGGGCCAGUUUGGAAUUGGUGUUGAAGCAAAAAAACGACAAGUGGCUAAUAAGCAAUUUACAACCAAUACAUGGCAUAGGCCACUGGUCAGCAGAUAAAUGUUGCAGAUAGGGUAGCUAUAGCAACCAAAACUCAUCUAGCCCAGCUACCAUGUUCUAAUUAUAGCCAGGAAGCCCUGAACCCCAUGUGCAGUGCAAAUUGGCCCCUGUAGAUUCAAAACGACUUCAUUGUUGUAACAGACAUUAGCCAAGGAAGAAUAUUUGAAGAAUUUAUAUUAUAGCUAGAUUUACUGUCUAGUUCUACAAAUGGAGUAUUACCAUGACUGCCACAGCCUUAUAAUUCAAAGACAUUUUUUCAAGAAUCUGUUUUCAUGUUAUAGGAACUAACGUGCAGAAAGAAGACAAAGGGGGGAGUAAUUUAAAAGCUUGUUAGAUGGCUUUAAAAACCAUUUUUUAAUCUAUAACACUGUUUCUGGAAAAGGGUGCACAGUCCUUUAAGCUUCCAUCUUAUUUGUCUGCUCUGUGUAGCUCUGGAGCAAUGUCACUCUUUAACAGAGCAACAGGAAUGCGGCUAUUCAAAACCUCCUUUUAAUUGUCUAGAGCGGGGCUUUUAAAAUGACACAUUCCGUUAGCAGUCCUCCGUCUGACAGUGCGUUAUAGCCUAGCCAGAGACACAACUUGAGACAUAUCCUUUCUUUUUGCCUUUAAAAACUCUAUGAUAUCUCCUUCUUUUCCAGGUUUCUCAUGAGAACUGUUGUUUGCUCUGUGCUUUCUUCCACAGGUAAAAAUGGCAAUUGUACUGCUUCCGCUUUCUCAAUGCUAGUGUUUUGGGGGAUGUAGCUCUAUAGAAUUUUGUCCUGUUUCGUUACAUUUCCAAGCCUGGGCCUGAGUUAAUCACUCAAAUCCUCAAAAUGCGGGCCCUCUGUUUCUUCCACGGUCACUUAUAGAGAGGGGUCUCCACUGAAGUAAGGUUCUCUGAUGAGUGCCUGUGUGAGAACAUGUGGACACAGCCUGCUCUGCUUGGAACUUGGAUGUGUACACUUCGCUGUAUUGAAAGAACCCUCACCCAGUAACCUCUGCCCGCAGCAAGUUGAGGGUGGAGGAUUGCCGCAAACUGGAAGCCAGACUGGGCUGAAGAGGGAGGCCAUAGGGAAAUAAUGCGCUUGCAAAGAAUUUUUCUCAUAGACUUCAUACCUUAAUAUAUAAAUAAAUACUCCUGUUGCUAUUGUUAGGUGCACUAAUUGACUUUUUGCACUAAUUUAUAGCUAUAAUUAAUAAAAGUCAAUUUCUUGUAUACUUAUUAUACUUUCGAGUCAUUUCUAGUCCUUAUGUCUUAUCCUGGGGAAAACUUAUUUUAGACAUAUUGCUACUGAGUACAGGUGGCUAAGAAAGACCAAGUGUGGAAUUUGAAAGCUUUUUUGGUCCAGAUUUCCAGAAGUGUAUGCCACCAGUCAAAUUCUUCACAUUUAGAUUUAGCUACAGCUUUUUUUUUUUUUUUUUUUUUUUUGUGAAAGCUGCAGACCCUCCAUCACUAUGAUUGACCACUAUGUGUGGUCAACACAGUGUUGAAUGUGAAUGUUGUCUACACAUAAUUUUGGCUGUAUCCUCAUGUUCUACAAAUCAGAGGAAGUGUGAACCACACAGACAUGCAAAGAUGUAGACCUUCUGCAGAUCAGAACACGUCCUGCCCACUUACCCUCCAAGCUCAAUGGUUGGAGAUGUCUACAUCAACAUGUAACUCUGUAUCAAAAAGACCUAAUUCAACCACUCCUGAAUUAAGUCCUAUUUCAGCCAGUCUAUAGCUUCUGUGUUUUAAUAUUCUGAACAUGAUGAGAAAUUAACAAGCACCCAGGACAAAUAAGUAUCACAUCAAGAUCUAUUCCUUCAUAAAAGUCAUUUUAACUUUUGAAUUAUUCUAACAGUGUAACAUACAAUUCUAACAGUGUAGUAUACAAUAAAUUACAUGAUUCCAAGUUGUUUAUUCCAUAAGUUAUCAAAAACAAUUUCAUUCACUCCGUAGAAAGCCGUGAACCACUGUUAUUCAUUUUAGCACUGAAUCUGUAAUUAGACCCAAAGUUACAUGUAUUCUAAGUGUUCCUUGUAUGCCAAGUGAACUUAUUAUUUGAUCCAUCACUUUUCAUACAAUUCUGUUUAGGAACUUGUAUGUUACUGUGUAGAUAAUGAAUGUGAUAUACAAAGGCCUUAAUCAAGUCAUUGUUUCUUCAACUCUUAAAUUAAGCAAAGGAAGCAACAUGCCCUGCUGUGAUAAAAGCCACAAGAGGUCCAAGCCUUUUGUUACACUUUGCUGUUUGUUCUGAUAUCACGUGUUUCUUUUCCAGAGUGUUGGAAAGCAAAUGAACUGUGAUAACAUACAAUACUUGUCAACAGUUUUAGUAAGGAAGAAGACUGGUCUUUCUAACUUUGAAAACACAAUUAAAAUUAUCUUCAAAAGAGAACUGACAAACUUUGAAGGCAUGUUUUCAAUCUAGAGUCCUCAAAAUACUGGCUGGAUCAUUAACCUCUCAACACCCCAUUUAAUUCAGAGUGUAAAUAGCAUGUGUAAUGACAAAAAUCAUGGGGUUGCAAAGAAAAUACUUCUUUAUUGAAUCUGAUUCUGUACCUGUUUUCAUAAGCUAUCAAAAUUAAGUUAUAAAAAUUAUCAAAACUAUGAAACUACCAAAACCAACAGAAAAGCCAUGUUGUCUUCAGCUACAAGCAACAUUGCUGUGGAGAGAUAGAUUCAAGUCAAAUUGGAUGCUUUGACUCCCAGCCACAUUGGUGACAUUGUACUGAUUGAUAGCGCCUGUGUGCAGAGGGGCAUGCUGGGCUCAGUGUUUGCUGACUGAUUCCAGCCAGCUCCGUCUAUGUGAAGGAGAGCAUGUGCCUGAACUGCACUGCACUUUCCACUUGGAACAUUGCUGUGGGGAUCACUCGGCGAACAAAACAGUCCCAGAAGGUGUGUGUAGCUACUCUAUUUGUUCAGCUGUAGUUCUGGCUUUGAGAGAGACAAUGGGGGUGUGUGUGACUAUCCACAUUUUUACCUGGCAUAUGGUUCCUGGUUGAAGAAAAGAAAAUCCCUCCUGCUGGUUUGGUCUGGUCCCAUGUUUAUGGCAUAUCGGAAUAGGCUCAGAUGGUAGAUCCAUACAAAGCAGUCAGUUGCAAAUAACUUAAAAAUGAUUGGCUUAUUAUUAGUUCCACAUUUUAUAUAAAACGCAUUGUAUAUGUCCUGUCAAAGUAUCACAUUUAGCAUGUAAAAUUGCAGAUUAUGGGUAUGCAUUCUUCCUUUUUAUUUUUAGUCUAAAAUGAAGCUGAAGAAGCAUUUUUAUAAUGGAAAUUCCAUGUGCACAAGCAGAGAUGGUUUCUAUUCCCGUUAACCCUGGCUUCUCAUACUUGAAAUACCUCCCCAGCAUUUCUGCAGCUGCAAAGCCCUCCUUAGCAUGUCUAACAGUGGAACCAGGCAAGGACUCUCAGACACUACAGGGAUAUCUCCUUCACAACUCAUAAGAAUCUCUAGAUUUUCAAAUUCAUAAACAACUUAAAUCCAUACAGAAAGCCAAAAUACUGAACUUGGUCUCACACAGCCAAGUCACCAGUCUGUGACCACUUCUCAUUACCCAGAAGUGCUCCAUUCUAGCAAACAGAUAAACAUAGUUUCAAAUACAAGAGAAAUUUUCUACUAUGAGUUCUUGCAUCCUUCCUUUUCAUCAGAUUGCGUUUUUUUAACUACAUAUAAAUUUAAGUUCAUCACUACUACCUAAUGUGUUACUUAUAAUGCUUACAUAACGUUCUAUAAUAUGAGACAUAGUUGUAUAUUAUGAUUCAGACUAAGAUGCAUAAAUACACAUAUCUUAUAUGAGCUCCAUGUACAUAACCUAUAUCACCUCUAUGACACUGAGCCUACUAGAUUUCCACUUUGUUGUCAUAAAGUGACACAUAGAUCUUUUCAAACCUUUUAAAAAUCUGUUUAUUUUUUAAUUGCCAAUCAGCUGGUAUACAUUUAUGACUGGGUGCAUGUAUACAUCGUGAAAAGAGCACGUGCAGUCUUCCACAUACUGAUUUCGGUGAUGAAAACACUGAAAGUCGCUGAUUAGUGAUCGAGUCAUCAGGGCUCCUGCUAGCUGUGGUCGGCUUAGAGGGUUUGAGCUCUGUUAUCUGUCUAUGGGAUGCUGUGCCACUUGAUACUGUCUCCAGUCUCCUCAUCUUCAGCACCUGUUAUCCAGCACUCUGCUGUCCCCAGGAAAUCAACCUUUCAUACUCCGUGUUAAACGAGUAUAAAACACCAUCGAGUACCAUACUGAUCUCUUGGAAAAGAAGUUCAGUCUUCUUAAGGGUCGGUUAAUAUUAGUUACAUAUGCAUACAUGGGCACCUACUUUCCAUUUUCAGUCUAUGCAUAUGUAUAUAUGAGCUGUUGUGUUUCACUAAUGUAAACCUUUAAUUAAUCUAAGCUUUUGUGUUUAGAGGGACAAAGGAGGUCUAGUCUUAUCAACAUCACUUGUAAAAUACCCCUCACUGGCUUGUGGUGUUCGCUUUGAGACAGGGUCUUAUGUAGCGCAGGCUGGUUUCGAACUCACUCUGUAGUGGGAAAUGGCGGUGACCUCCUGGUCUUCCUGCUUCUGGGAUUACAGGCCAAACAUGCACCGCCAGACCUGCUUGUGCUGUUCAUUCUUCAUCCUAACAUACUGGAAAUAAAUGUGUAGACUUUUUAUUCUGUUUAGUCUGUUAUUUUUUUUUAACUUUGUGUUUUUUUAAUGUAAAUUGAUCUCUGGUAAGAGAAGAUGUCUUGUAUAAUAUUUUUACUGAGAUGUUUUAAAGUAAUCUUCCAUGGUUUAUGACAUAAGUCUUACCCAUUUGGUUUUUGGGAUUUACAUCUAGGUGAUUUAUAACUUUUCUUAUCUGGGAAAAUUUUUUCUUUUUCAUUUCAAAGGGUUUUUUUUUAAUGAUUUCCUGUGGUAUUUAAUUUAUUCUUUAUCAUAAAUAAUUAGGUCUUUAACAUAUCUUGUUAAAUUGUUCUUAUGCAGUUUUGAGUUUUGGUGUGUUUGUAUAUUAAGCAAACCUAAAUGAAAGGCGGCCGCUCUUGUCAAUCAUUUUUUAUAAUAAACUUUUGCUGUAUGUAAAA